This is a messenger RNA of Bursaphelenchus okinawaensis, 717 nucleotides long. The record is from the annotation of a GenBank genome assembly. Lineage: Eukaryota; Metazoa; Nematoda; Chromadorea; Rhabditida; Aphelenchoididae.
AUGCUGAUCUACAAGUGCGCCUUCACCGGUAAGUUUGAUAGUUGUUUCGUUAUCCGUGCUACCUUAAGCUUUUAGUUUAGUUGGUAGGCAAUCAAGUUUUUUGAUUGCUUGGCGGCAGUGACUAACAAGUGUAGCCAAGCACGGUAGAUUCAUUUUUAAAAACAAUUUUAUAGGUUUUCAGUCUAAUAUUGUUUUUCAGAUGAUGAACUCUCAUCCGACUCUUUUCCAAUGAAGUUGGCUGAUGACCUUAUCUACGAGUUCAAGGGACGCCACGUAGUUCGCAAAGAAGGUGAAAUCUUGCUUGAUGGAGCCAACCCAUCUGCUGAAGGCGAAGAUGGUGACGAUGGAUCUGAUGAGCACGUUGAACGUGGUAUUGACUUCGUGUUGAACCACAAACUUCAAGAGAUGAACUGUUAUGAAGACCCCGCUACCUUCAAAUCCUACAUCAAGGACUUCAUGAAGAAAGUGAUUGAGUUGAUGCAAAAGAACGGAAAGUCAGAGGAGGAAGUAACCGCCUUCAAGAAGAAGAUCCAAGCUUGGGUUUUGUCCCUCCUGUCUAAGGACCGCUUCAAGAACCUUCAAUUCUUCAUUGGAGAAAACAUGGCCGAAGGUCGUGGUGAAGGACAAGUUUGCAUCGUUGAAUUCCGCGAUGAAGCUGACGGUGAACACCCAUACCUUAUGUUGGUGAAGGAAGCUCUCGUUGAAGAGAAGUGCUAA